GCGACAGUGCGCCGGGAGCCAGUGGGGGAAGCCUGAGCUUGCGGGUUAUCUGUAAAACUGAAUGAGCUGUAGCUGAGCUGCCUGACUAGGAGAUUCCCCCAGGGAGAGUGGGAGAGAUUGGCCGGAGGGCAGGGCAGGCCAGCAGCAGUUCUGUGUGUGUGUGUGUGUGUGUGUGUGCGCGCACUGCCGCUGGCCCCAUGUCUCUGAGAGCAUGGCCCGCAAUGCGAGCCAAGAGACCAGCAUGUGGAUGCCCAGUCCCGCAGCAGCGACAGCAGGAGACGGAGUGGAGUUUGUGGGGAUGAGGGAUGUGGAAUCAGCGCUGAGAAGACCCGCGGGAGGGGGACUCCUGAUCAGCGGCUUGGACACCACCGAGUACCGGGGCUUCACUCACCAAGGCAGCCGCCUGAGUCUGCUGGACAGCCCGCUAGCGAAAGGUUACUGUCCCCGCAGGAACGUGCGCUACCGGAGGCUCCAAAACCUCGUCUACAACAUCCUAGAGAGACCAAGGAGCUGGGCUUUCAUCUACCAUGGCUUUGUGUUUUCCUUGGUCUUCAGCUGUUUGGUUCUGUCUGUUCUUUCGACAAUCCCGGAGCACACUGCUCUUGCCUCACGUUGCCUCUUCAUCCUGGAGUUUGUGAUGAUUGUGGUGUUCGGGCUGGAGUUCAUCAUUCGGAUCUGGGCAGCAGGCUGCUGCUGUCGCUAUCGUGGCUGGAUGGGUCGUAUUCGCUUUGUGCGGAAGCCAUUCUGCAUCAUCGACAUCAUCGUACUAAUUGCUUCUAUCGCAGUCAUCGCUGCCGGCACCCAGCAGAACAUAUUUGCCACAUCGGCGCUCCGGAGCCUCCGCUUCCUACAGAUCCUCCGCAUGGUCAGAAUGGACCAUCGAGGGGGCACCUGGAAACUGCUUGGGUCUGUGGUUUACGCACACAGUAAGGAGCUGAUUACAGCUUGGUACAUUGGCUUUCUGGUGCUGAUCUUCUCCUCCUUCCUCGUUUACUUGGUAGAGAAGGACUCGAACACAGAGUUCGCCACUUACGCCGAUGCUCUGUGGUGGGGCACAAUCACUCUGACGACCAUCGGUUAUGGUGAUAAGACUCCCACUACGUGGCUGGGGAGGCUGCUGUCAGCUGGCUUUGCUCUCCUUGGAAUCUCCUUCUUUGCUCUUCCCGCUGGUAUUCUUGGCUCAGGAUUUGCCUUAAAAGUUCAAGAGCAACAUCGCCAGAAACAUUUUGAGAAGAGAAGGAACCCAGCAGCCAGCCUCAUUCAGGCUGCUUGGCGGUUGUACUCCACCGAUGGUAGCCGCACAUACCUGGUGGCCACCUGGCGAUUUUAUGAGAGUGUCCUGUCUCCACUCAGCCACAAGUUAAGUUUUAAGGAACGUGUCCGAAUAACCAGCCCCAGGGGUCAAGGUGUAAAGGGCAGACAGUCUUCGUUAGUUACAGACCACCGGUCAUCCAGCAAUGACCAAACCACAGAGGCUAGUCCCACCAAGAUGCAGAAGAGCUGGAGCUUCAACGAUCGGACUCGAUUCCGACCUUCACUCCGCUAUAAGAGCUGUCAGACACGGGGAGCUUCGGACGACGAAGGUUUUGAUGAGAGGGGAGCUCAGUGCGAGUUCUCCAUGGAAGAGCUCACCUCAGUUCUCAAGACUGUGAUCAGAGCUAUCAGGAUUGUGAAGUUUCAUGUUGCAAAGAGAAAGUUCAAAGAGACUUUACGUCCAUAUGAUGUGAAAGAUGUGAUCGAACAAUAUUCUGCUGGACAUUUGGACAUGCUCUGUAGGAUCAAGAGCCUGCAGUCACGUGUGGAUCAUAUGCUUGGAAGAGGACAGCUCACAACAGAUAAGCGGUCACGUGAGAAAGUCCCACCAGACAUUAAUGCCUCUGAUGACCUCAGCAUGAUGGGACGGGUGGUAAAAGUUGAAAAACAGGUACAGUCUAUCGAAUCAAAGCUGGACUGCCUCCUGGAUAUCUAUAGGCAAUGUUUGCACACAGGCUCUGUCUCAGCACUGACACUCGCCUCACUGCAGAUGCCUGCAUUUGAGUCUGAUCAGACAUCAGAUUACCAAAGUCCUUUAGAUGGGCCUAGCUCAGCACAAUUUAGUGGCUGCAUGUCAAGAUCCACAAGUACGAGGGGAUUACAGCACAUCCCAUCACCUCACGAUCCAUGUGUUCCCUCUUGCUGCACCAUAAGCUCAGCUACACACACUCAGCAUCCUCCAACCACCAGUGAUGGACCCACACCGUCUGCAGUAAAUCAAAUGGUUCAAUCUGCCAAAGUCGCCAUGCCAACACGACAGCUGUCACCAAUUCAGAAUGCAUGCAGGGCAACACCUCUCCAGAUUAUCCCGACCGCCAGGGAGCGGGUUGGUUCCGAUGCCACUUCUUACCCUUCUGCCGGCCGAGGGGAAGAAAAUAAUCUCAACCAGGAGACACCAUGGAGGAGAAGCCAAAGAGUGGAAAAUGAAUCCUUGGUCAGAGUUCGCUCGCUCGCAGAAAAACCGUUAGAACACUCACUGUCUGUGCAAAAUCUGAUCCAAUCUACACACAGUCUGGGGAUGCCAACCAUUGGCAGCAGCCAGAAUGUGAGCCAAGACCACUACCAGUUGUCAGAUUCAAGCCUUUUGCCGCAAGAUGAAGAGACUGGUGCAGAGAUGGUGGAAACCAAUGUCUUAAUGAGAACAGGUAUGACCAGAACCCAUCAGCAUUUUAGCCAAACUGAGGACACAUCAAGCCCCUUGAGCCUGUCUCAUGUUCGACUAAAAUGACAUCGGAAGAAGCUUUCCUUUCAACUCUGGCUUCUCUUUCUGAAAUGUAUCAGUGCAUGGACUGUUGCUGAGGAUAAGACAAAUUGUGAAACUUUCACAUACAAGAUCAUGAACAAAUCAGAAAGGCACUCGUAGGAGCAGUUAUGAGCUAGUUGCAUGAAAAAUGCAUGUUAAAUUUGAAAUGAUAUCUGUUUACAGUGCUUUGAGUAAAACAGCCUGACUCUGCUCACAUAGCAGGAACUUUCCUUGUAAGAAAUGUGCACAGAAGUUAUUUGAGGAUGGACCAGAGUACCUAAAUUCAAGAGUCUGAACAGAUUAAAACCAUUGUUAUUUACAGCACGUGUUCAGUGAUGUUACAUCUUGAGGCUUCCAGGCCAAUUGUAAAAUGCAAUUAUUUUAUCCAGGUAAUGGUUCCAGUUUACAUCAGAAGUAUUUUUCAACUACCUGUGAGGUACAAAGAUCAGUCUGUCUGUUACAGGGCAAACACAUGCAUUCACCCCCAUUUUGAAAGCUUAUUCCAUAUAUUUUGGUGAAUCAUUGACAACUUUAUUUUAAAAUUGUAUUCUAGUUUAAUCUUUAAUUUGCGGGGGAAAGUGUGAGAGUACCAGAGCUGCACGUCUGAACUUGCUGUGGAGUGCAAUGUGAAUUAAGUGAUGAGACCUCCUGUAGAGCAGAUGUAAUUUUUGAUAUGCUGUUUUCCAAUGGAAUGAAAUGUUGAUGCUUCACAGAAAAAGUGAACUCACUAUCGAAUGUUUUAUGUAUCAUUUUGUUAAUCUAUGAGAUGGUGAUAUUUGUACUAAUUAGUUGCAUGAUAUCAUGUCAAAGAGCAGCUGAUCUGGUGGAUCCAGUUGCUGCCUUGGAGCACAAUUUGCUGCAUGACUGAUCAUUUGUAAAAAAUAUCGAAUUUUACAGCACACGAGGAGAUCAUUCAGUCUAUCACAUCUUCAAAAGAGUUAUCAAAUUUGUCACACUCCCCGUACAUUUUCCUUUUAACCAUGUGAAUGUUUCCCUUCCAGUGAUUGUCCAAAUUUUUAGGGAAGAUAUCAUUAAAUCUAUUUCGACCUCCCUGUCAGACUGGGCAUUCCAUACUAUCGUAACUCACCACGUUAAAUAUGUUGCCUUAUCUCAAAGUUUGACUUGCCAGUUAUUCUAAAUCUGACUUCUAAUGCUCUUGCAUUGGAAAUAUUUUCUCCCUGUCUACUUUAUCAGAAUUCUUAAUACUUUUCAUAACCUCUAUGCAAUCACCUCUUAACCUUCUCUGCCCUCAAGGAAACAAUCUCAGCCUCUGCAGGCUCUCCAUAUUCAUUCAAUUCCUUCAUCCCUAGUACCAUUGCAGUAAAACUUUCCUGCAUCUUCUCAAGCACUUGACAUCAAUUUCUAAAGUGUCAAAUUUGACAACAUGUUCUGGCUGGUGCCUAAUUAGUUUUUUUUUGAGGUUUAGCUUAACUUUGUUUUUUGUACGAAAUGACUUUGUUUAAAAAGCCCAGCAUCUUAGACGAUUUCUUUUUACAGCCCGAGCAACUGUCCUGACCCACAAAGACAUGUGUAGAUGAGUCUCCCAGAUUUCUUUGUUGUUCACCUAGAAUUUACAGUUUCAAGAAAUAUCGCCACCAGUGAUGUUUGUCUAACUGGCUUAGAGUUGUUGGGUUUAAAACUUUUUGAAACAGAGGAGUAACAUUUGUGGUCCUCUUGUCCUCUGCGAACCAAAUCCAUAUCCAAAACAUUUGUAAGAUUGUGUCCAGAGCUUCCAUAAAUCCCAUUGUUAGUUCCCUCAUUAACCUGAGGCCCGGAAUGGGUGACUUUUCUGCUUUGAGCCCCAUUAAGUACCUCAAAUUUUUGAACCAAAAUGCAUAACUUCACAAUUCUCUACAAUAAAUUUAUCCACCGUGAGCCUCCUUUACUAGCCUGCUUUUGUUUUUUUCAGAUAUCUACUAUUCUCAACUUUUUUUCACCACAUUUCUCAAUUUUAGGUCAUUUGCUCCCUUUGAAAAAAUGGUUCGUAUAUACAAGUCCGUAUCAUUUAUAGAAAGUAAAACGAUCAAUGGCCCUAAUACUGAUCCCAAAGAACACCCUGUAUACUAUCCUCUGAUCUGAAAAAAAAUCUGUUCACUACUGCUGUCUACUUUCUGACUUUAGUCACUUUAUAUCCACACUGUUGCUGCCUCCUUACUCCUUGGGAUUUAGUUUUCCUAACAGGUAUUUUGUGUAGGACUUUACCAAUUGCCUUGUAACUGCUCCUAUAAUGUGUCCAUCACAAAAUCCUUUCAAGUACUUCAUCAAAAAAUUCAAUUAUUUUUCUAGACAUGAUCUGCCUUGAACAAAUGCAUGCUGACCUUUAUUUAUUAACACAUAUUUUUCUAAGUGACAUUGCACUAGGAUUCCAGUUUCAAGAACUAUUCCCAAUACUGAUGUUUAUCUAAUUGGCCUAUAGUUAUUAGGUCAAAGCCUUUUUGGAACAAAGGUGUAACAUCUGUGGCCCUCUCAUCUCCUGACAACUAACCCCAUAUCCAAAAAAUUUAGCAGAUUCGGUCCAGAGCAUCCACAGUUCCCAUUUUUCGCUUCCUCAUUAAUCUGUGGUCCACACUGGGUGACUUUUCUACUUUGAGUCCCCUUAAGUGCUUUUUUGUUGUUUUUGUUCAAUCCAAUGUUUCAUCUGUAUCCUCACUGAAUGUCACCUUGACAGCAACAUUUUCUCCAGUGAAGACAGUAAGCUGUCUCUCCCAAGCAUCUCUCCUUUAUGACUCUUAAUUUGCCCCAUCUCACUUCCAUUGACUUCAGAGAUAAUGGGAACUGCGGAUGUUGGAGAAUC
Messenger RNA from Stegostoma tigrinum, 5570 nucleotides. RefSeq names its product potassium voltage-gated channel subfamily KQT member 5-like. The record is from RefSeq and is a predicted model, not a curated record. Lineage: Eukaryota; Metazoa; Chordata; Chondrichthyes; Orectolobiformes; Stegostomatidae. Gene Ontology annotation, cellular component: membrane. Gene Ontology annotation, molecular function: voltage-gated potassium channel activity. The transcript is spliced from 13 exons. Bases 212 to 2761 code for a protein of 849 amino acids. Gene Ontology annotation, biological process: potassium ion transport; transmembrane transport.